Drosophila hydei is the source of this 897-nucleotide messenger RNA. It is a transcript of the gene CAH6, whose product is annotated as carbonic anhydrase 2. The record is from RefSeq and is a predicted model, not a curated record. Gene Ontology annotation, molecular function: zinc ion binding; carbonate dehydratase activity. The coding region runs from base 1 to 897 and encodes 298 amino acids. NCBI's taxonomy places the organism in Eukaryota, Metazoa, Arthropoda, Insecta, Diptera, Drosophilidae. Gene Ontology annotation, cellular component: cytoplasm. The transcript has 5 exons.
AUGGGGGUAAAUCUGUUUCAGAAACUGUUCUUCUUGCUGCCACUCGCGUAUCAAUAUUCGCCAAACGACGGAAGCUCUGAAAACACAGAUUGGAAUUAUGAUCAAAACGGUGCUGAUUGGCAAGGAAUAUGUGCGACCGGCUUUCGUCAAACACCCAUCAAGCUCUCUGUCGAUAGUUCACUGAUUGUGCCGCUGCCGCGAAUGUAUUUUGGCAAUUACGACGUCAGACUGAAUGAACCGCUGACAUUGGUCAACAAAGGAUACACGGUCGAUAUGACUAUACCAAACACAAGGAAUGGUCAAAGGCCUUUUAUCUCCGGCGGCCUGCUCAAAGGACAAUAUGUGGCCGAGGGGGUCCACUUCCAUUGGGGGUCACCUGUGUCCCGUGGAUCUGAGCAUGUAAUAAACAGAAAGCGAUACGAUGUCGAAAUGCACAUUGUGCAUCGUAAUACGCGCUAUAACGAUGUUACAGAAGCCCUAAAUUAUAUCGAUGGAGUCGCUGUGCUGGGCGUUAUGUUUAAGAUAGUCAGAAAUCCGAACAACAGGUAUCCAGGCCUUAGGAAGCUAUUCAGUGCUGUGCCAGCCAUAGUCGAAUAUGGCUCUGAAGUGGAGCUGCCUGGCUCUAUGACCCUGGGUCAGUUGCUGGGUGAUUUGAAUACGAGUGACUUCUACACCUAUAAGGGUUCAUUGACCACACCUGAAUGCAACGAGGCUGUUACUUGGACAGUGUUUGCUCAGCCGCUGCCCAUAUCCCUAUCAGAUAUAUCUAAACUAUGGAUACUCCAGGACUCGAAUGGAAAUCUAAUUCGUAAUAAUUAUCGUACCCUGCAAGCGCGCAACUCUCGUCCAGUUUUCUAUCGUACAAAUAAGGACCUCAGUGAUUAUUAUCUCGGAUAA